Molecule: messenger RNA, 1481 nt
Organism: Tripterygium wilfordii
Lineage: Eukaryota; Viridiplantae; Streptophyta; Magnoliopsida; Celastrales; Celastraceae
Product: ribosomal L1 domain-containing protein 1-like
Exons: 1
Coding region: 64-1266 (400 amino acids)
Cellular component (GO): 90S preribosome
Source: RefSeq, a predicted model, not a curated record
UGUUUAUGCUUAAACCCUAGAACUGCUUGUCUAUCUUCUUCGCCUCUCUCGGUAGCAGCUUCGAUGGCCGCCACCAAUCCACCUACGUCUUCGACGCUCUCUAAGGCGAGUCCCAGAGUUUUAGAGAAAGCUGUCAAUGCGCUUAUCAGGUGGAGAGAUUCCAAAUUGAAGACACAGAAACCUCAACUCCUCGAACAUGACGAGUUUGUAUACCUGAUUCUGACGCUCAAGAAGAUCCCACAGAAAAGCCGCACCAAUGCUCACAAAAUUCCCCUCCCUCAUCCUCUCACCGACCCCGCCAUCUCGGAGCUCUGCCUCAUCAUUGACGAUCGCUCCAAAUCCAAUCUCACCAAGGAAUCGGCCCUGAAGAAGAUCAAGGGCGAGAAUAUCCCCAUCUCCAAGGUCUUGAAGCUUUCUAAGCUUAAGACCGAUUACCGACCUUUCGAGGCCAAGCGGAAGCUCUGUGAUUCGUACGACAUUUUCUUUGCGGAUAAGAGGGUGAUUCCCUUGUUGCCUAGGCUGCUGGGGAAGCAGUUCUUUAAGAAGAAAAAGAUUCCAGUGCCGGUGGAAUUGAAGCACCAGAACUGGAAAGAGCAGAUUGAGAAGUCAUGUGCUUCUGCAAUGCUGUAUUUGAGUACAGGAACUUGUAGUGUCGUGAAGGUGGCUAGGCUGUCGAUGGGGAAAGAGGAAAUUGUGGAGAAUUUGGUGGCUGCCGUUAAUGGGAUUGCUGAAACUGUGCCGAAAAAGUGGGGAAAUGUGAGGUCUUUCCAUUUGAAGUUGCUUGAGAGCGUGGCAUUGCCUAUAUAUCAGGCUGCCCCAGGCAUUGAUGAUAUCAAGCUGAAGAUUGAGGGAGUGAAGGAUCAAGAAGAGGAUUUCAAAGAGGAAGAGGGUGGAGAAGAUAAGAAAGUGGAGAUGAAGAAGAAAAAGAAGGGGAGGAUACACGAGGUCAGGUACAUGGAUAGGAAUGUUGGCGACAUUUUUAAUGAGGAUGAAUUGGGUAGUGAUGUUGAGGGCGAGGAUGGUAUGGAUGAUGUGAAUGGUGAGAUGGGUGGUAGUGAAUUAGUGAGUAAGAAGAGAAAGGCAGAUAAGGGGAGUGUUGUGGAUGGUAAAGUAGCAAGGAAGGCAGUUAAGGUGGAGAAAGAUGGGUUGCCCAUUAAUGUGGAGAGUGAGGAUCGCAUCAAACAUAAGAAACAGAAAAAAGGCGGGUUUUCAUUGAAGACUGAGGAAGUGAAGGACAAGGAAAAGAAGAAGAAGAAAAAAGUUUAAUGCCUUGAUGAUUUUGUCUCUUCUCUGGGGCAUUCUAGAGGAGCUUAUCAUGGUAACUGCUAAACAGUGUUUUUUUUGGUUGCUUGUUAUAUUUAUGAAAUUGAGUUGGCCGAUUACUUUAUCUUGUUACUUGAUUGGGAGAUAUUGUAGAAACAGGCCGCUUUGGUUGCUUGUUAUAUUUAUGAAAUUGACUUGGCGGAUUAACUUGAUUUUGA